Messenger RNA from Procambarus clarkii (red swamp crayfish), 396 nucleotides. NCBI's taxonomy places the organism in Eukaryota, Metazoa, Arthropoda, Malacostraca, Decapoda, Cambaridae. The record is from RefSeq and is a predicted model, not a curated record.
AUGAAUAGUGUGGCUCAGUAUAGUGACGGCAGCAGUCGUGUGGCUCAGUAUAGUGACGGCAGCAGUCGUGUGGCUCAGUAUAGUGACGGCAGCGGUAGUGUGGCUCAGUAUAGUGACGGCAGCGGUAGUGUGGCUCAGUAUAGUGACGGCAGCGGUAGUGUGGCUCAGUAUAGUGACGGCAGCGGUAGUGUGGCUCAGUAUAGUGACGGCAGCGGUAGUGUGGCUCAGUAUAGUGACGGCAGCGGUAGUGUGGCUCAGUAUAGUGACGGCAGCGGUAGUGUGGCUCAGUAUAGUGACGGCAGCAGUAGUGUGGCUCAGUAUAGUGACGGCAGCAGUAGUGUGGCUCAGUAUAGUGACGGCAGCAGUAGUGUGGCAGCCCCACCAUGGCUCCUGUGA